ACAUGACAUAAAUAAGCUCGCCAUAAGCUAGUCUAAGAUUUUUGAUAAGAGAAAACUUUCUCAUAAACUAUUGACGAUUAUUUGCUUUGGUCGAAUGUAUCCAACCAACCGAAAGCAACCAACACCGAAAGAUGAUAAAUGGACAAUAUUUUUGCUAGAAAACUUUAUGUAAUAAUAACUGUGAUUAAUUAAGCGUAAAAAUUGUUGUGAGUUAGUGAAAGUUUUAAUUAAGAAAUAGUUGUGGGUAGAUGACAAUGUGGUCAACGGCUUUAUGCACUUUAGGUGUCACUAAACCAAUGAAUUUAUGUAAUUGUCUCCAUUUCCAACGCCAUCAGCAGCAUGGUGGUCAAACGGAGUCUCGUGGAAAGAGACCUUUGAAAAUUUGGGAUAGUUGGAGAAAUAUCAGGAAAGGUCUCGUCGUUGGAAGCUUUGAAGAGUUAAUUGUUAGAGGAAAAGAUAAAUUAGGCGUUCCUGCCUCGGAGCCCGUUCGAUUGGUACUUGAAAGUGAUGGAACGCAAGUUGAGGAUGGGGAAUAUUUUCGUACGUUGGCAAACAACACAAUUCUAUUGCUCUUGAGGCAGGGAGAACGUUGGUACCCAACAGGUGUUGACGUCAUCAAAGCUGCAAUAUCUGCCAUACCAAAAAUCGUCUGUGAGACGAUUCAUGCCUUGGAACUUCAUGAUGAAACUCCAUCUUGGAAAAUCAUGGAUAAUAAGGGAAGAGUCACCGUUGUUUUGCAUUGGGAUCAACGGCAAGGUCAGAGUGGGGGAACAGGACCGCCAAAUGAUAAGUUUUCACCGUCAAAAAAGGGUUUAUCAGCCCAAAGUUCAAUAGAUAAGUCAUCAUCAGCACCGCAACGUUAUCCAAGUCCACAAAUAACUGUCAUCAAUCAUGACGAUCCAUCGAAUCUUUAUCACUCAGGUCGACGUCUUUCGAAAGGUGGUGGAUCGUUUGAUAGCGCAGUCGGAGCUGUUCAUAUACAUACACCAGAAUGUGCUCAUCACGCUCAUACACCAACACGUGCCGGCAGUCCUGGAGCUACCGAAUGUGAUUUCCAUUGUUGUGCAUUACAUGAAGAGGGUCGAAAGAUUGCUGUACAUAAAAACGUUGCGACAUCACCCAUUCAAGAUGGAUCUGGUAGUCCACAACCACCGCCAAGUUCGCUUUCCGAUACGAAUUCAUUGCAAAGACGAACGCCAACAAAUAAAGGACACGUGCGCUUUUUAGACAUUGGGCCCGAAAAGGAUAGUUCAGAGAGUGAAACAGAAAAUACUGUCAUGGAGGACGAGACGAUAACGUCGGAAAAGUUCCUGCUGCUCAUCGAUCAAUUAUCUGUAGAUCAAAAGCGUCAUUUGAGCAUUAAAGACAUUGGGAUUAUUCUUGAGCGAUUAAGCUCAAAGAUUCUCGAUGUUGAACGCCUCGAUCGCGAAAGUGAAUCGGACGAUUGUUACAAUUGGACAAUUAAAGCAACGAUACGUGGUGAUGCACUUCGUGAAUUAGGUGUAAUUUAUAAUGGCAAUUAUUAUGCAAUAUCAGAGCAUCCCGGCUAUAAGGAAGAGAAUGAAGAGAACGGUGAUGAACCUGAGGAAGAAGAUGAAGAUCGACUAUAAGCUCAAUGUUGUUCAGUUCGUUGCUCAACUAAAUAAUUCACGUAGCGUGGCUAAUAAAAGUGAAGAAAAAAAAUAUAAAAUUGAUUAAAUCAUUUAACUUAGAGAAAUGUUUAAAAAACGAACGAAAAAAAAAGAUAUAAAAAAAGAGUGAAGUGGACAAGCUCAAUAUUUAUCGGUGCAGAAGACAUGACUGAAUGUUUUUAUGUUGAGCUCGAAAUGAUGACGUGAAAUUGGAAACAUAUGAAACAAACUUAAAAAGAAAUAAAAGAAAAUCAGAAAACUUUGAAUACUUAUAAAAAUAGUUGCCAUGAAUUAAGAAAAAAAAACAGAAAAUUUCGGCGAUAAAUUGGACUAAAAGAGAAAAACAAAAUGAAAAAAAAAAUAAUUAAUCUAUCGAGAUUGUGUGUGUGUGUCAAAUUUUUGAUUAAGCUGCCAUCGCGAAAUUUAUUCGAGACAUAAAAUAUAAAAACAAAAACAAAAAAUAGUUAAGAUUAUAACUUACAUGCAAAAAUAAAAAGAAAGUAUUGCAGUUUAUUGAAAAAAAAUGAUGAUGAAUAAAAAAAUAAAAGAAAGAAUAUAUUUGCACAAUUAGUAUAAAAAUUUAUUAAAACAUUGUUCAUAUAGUGAAAAAUUAAAAUAAUUACAUUGAAGAAGAAUAUUGAGGUAUUACUAAAAAAGAAAAAAAAGUGUUGGUGUAUGUUUUAAUAUUUUUAUCGAUGAAUAUUGAUGCAAAUUUAGAGAAAUGAAAAAGUGGCAAAAGAAAAAAAUAUCAUUGAAAUUGAAUGACGAAAUUGAAAAUUAAUUGUCUGUUUUGAAUAGCUUCAGGAUGGAAAUAAUUUAAUUAAUUUUCCUUAUUUUAGACUUUAGAAUAUUUUGGUAUAGUUUUUUUAAUUGAGCUUUUCAAAUUUUCUUCCAUUGUUACUAGAAAAGCUCUUUUUAUGGAAAAUUUAAUAAGAAAACAUUCGACCAGUACGUAAAUCAUCCAAGAAUUCGAACUUUACAAUUUUAAGCUAAGUAAUUUCUAGUUCUACGAUUAACGCAAUUCUUCUUUUUUCGUUACUCUCUAAAUAUGAAGCUAUUUGGUUCCUCAAAUGAAAUUAGUUUCAAAUGUUAUAAUUUUCCUAAUUAAAGUUAGAUCCGUGUAUAAAAAAAGUAACAUAUAAAAAAUUAAAAAUCGAUAAAAAUUAAUUUUCUUCCAUAAAUAUAAAAUUCGUACGAUUGUACGACGUUUUUUCAUAGAAUAUUUGCAAAAGAAAAAAAAUCUUUAUAAGAAAAAUAUCGAGAAAAAAACUAAGAUAUAGAAGUUACAUAAGAAAAGUAAGAUUAUGACAUAAGUAAAAUCUUGAUUAAAUCCACAAACUCCAUUCAUAGCAUUCUCAAAUAUGUUUAAUGAAGAAAUGAGUUUCGAUUAUUGACCCAGCAAGUCAUUUACCCUGACAAUCUUUCAAAGUUUAAGUUCGAAAAGAAAGUUUUGAUUUUAAUUUGAAUAUAAAAUGAGAAAAAUGUUUCUAAAAACUUUGAUUAUUUAGAUAUCUAUUUAUAUUUUCUCCCUGGAAAAUGAUGAUAUUUGCUUGAUAUUUUUGUGAGCAUUUGAUAAAUGAAGAAAAAAAGAUGAAAGUUGAUCGUUUCAUUGAUUCAAUAUGAUUGUUAAUGACGACAACUAAUUAAGAUAAAGCCGUCGAAUAUUUUAACGAUGACUAUGAAGAAUAAAAAACAGAGUAAAGAAAUAAAUAAAUAAAAACUUGAAGAAUUUGGAUCGAAAGCUCUUUGAAGAAUAAUACUGAGAAUUGUAAUAUUUGUCAGAUGCACAAAAUAAUAGUAUGAGAAAUCAGUUUAAAAGAAAAACCAAAAAAAGAGUUUGAACACUAUUAUGUAGUUUGUUUAAUGGUACGAAACAGCUGCAAAAUACCGAAGAGUUCUAAUUUUUUUUCUUAUAAAUAGACUAAUUAUAGAAGAUUUAAUCUAGUAAAAUGUUGUUUUUAAUUGUUGUUUAAGUUGAAAUUAACCAUUAAAAAAGGAAAUUGUUGCCAAUUUAAUUUAUUAAGCAUUCUGUACCAGUUUAUAUCUCAAUCGAAUCUUUAUUCUAAAACUUUAAUUUAUAUCUAUGAAAACGAAUGAAAGUAAAGGAAAAUAUUCAUGAUCUUGAGUGUUGAUUAGUGACUUUCAUUGUUUCUUAUUCAAACACUACUCACCCAUCCCUCUAAGGUCAAAUAAAUGUCAAUCCAUCAGGAUGAACCAGAUACUUCAAGGUUAAAGGGUCAUAAUAAAUAUUCACGAUAAACGAAAAAAAAUAAUAAUAAUAAAACCAAAUGAAACUCCCACAUUGUCUUUUGAAAUAUGAAGUAAGAUAAAUUAAAUAAAAAAUAUUGUUGAUGCCAAAAAAAAAACUAAAGGUAACAAAAUCAAAUACGAAUUACUAAUGAAAGAAUUAAACUGCAUGAAAAGAUAUUUUAAGAAAGCGAAAAAUAUAAAAAAGUAUUUAAUGUACCUUGCAUUUUGAGUAUUUUCAAUGAUUCUUGAGACAUUUUACUUGAACUGCAAUUGCAAGAUCUUUUAUUUGUGAAGUAACCUAAAUUGUUAAUUAAAGAACGGAACUGUAAAUUAUUUAUAGUUAUUAACAUUUGUUUUUCAUUCUAAUGCUUUCAUAAUUAAAGCUCAAAAUUAACUUUGUUGCCAAAUUUUAUUAAAUGGAUAAUUUCCAUGCUGCCAAAGAUUUUGUGUCAGAAAAAGAAAAUCGAAAGUUGUGAAAAAUUCCAUUAUUUAGUCACUUAAAGUAAAAAACAGUAUAAAAACUUAGGAAGGCUUAUGAUUGAAUAAAAAAUCUUCAAUGUAAAUUCCUAAUCACUGCCCUGAUUCCUUAACGAAUUAAAACUGUGUAACAUCAGUAAAUGUAUUUAUUUCUAAGUUUCGCGAAACGAUACGAGAACUCACUUUUUAUGAUAAAGUAACACUUUCAUGAUAAUUUCAAUUCUAGGUAUUUGAUUAGUGCGAAAAAAAAAUUUGAGCAGCGUUGAAAUAUUUUAGUUCCAUUUCCUGCAAUUGCUGAAAUAAUUAAUAGAGAAAUUUUCACUCUGAGAGUAGUAGAUUGGAUAUUGGAAGAGAAACUAUGAAGUAAUCAUUUAAAUUCAAAGAAAAAAGAAUUCAACAUUUUGAAUAAACGGGUUAAUAUUUGAACACAUUAAAUGGUUGCAUUUGAUUGUGCAAUUUGAAAAUAAAGGCAACACAGAACUGCUUGAGAUUUGACAGAAUUUAAAGAAAUUUGAAUUGUGAAAAUUGCCAUCAAAUAUAAAUUCGCAUUUGUUGUGCAUACAGAAUUAUUUUGAUGAAUUAAUUAUUUCAGAAAAGAAAACUUUCAUCGAGGCGAAAAGAAAUAAAUUACAGAAAUUAUUGCAAAGCAAAUAGUUUUAAUAAAAAAAAAUAGAUUUGAACGAAACUCAAAAACUAAUAGAGAUGUCAAAAUAUGAUGGAAAAAAUCACAAUUAGUAAAAAGAACGAGAAAAGGUGGAGAGAACUUUAAAGUAUAUUGAGGAAAAAAAAGCAAAUGAUGAAACCUAAUGUUUUGUAUAGAAUAUUUCUGUUACAAUGUAAAAAUUAUUUAAAAAAAGAAAAAAACAAAUAAAUAAAUAAAAUUAAUGC
Clunio marinus is the source of this 5246-nucleotide messenger RNA. The record is from the annotation of a GenBank genome assembly. NCBI's taxonomy places the organism in Eukaryota, Metazoa, Arthropoda, Insecta, Diptera, Chironomidae.